AUCCGCGCGGCGGAGGAGGGGGUCGUUAAAAAACAGCAGCAGAGGCCGGCGUCGAGGUGUUGUUCGACGGCCUCGUUCGUGGCGUGCUGGCCUCGGCUGAACUUAAAACUUUGGCGACAGAAGUCUAUAUAGCCAGCGUCGGUCGAGCGCUGAAAAAAUACGCUGGAGACCACGUAAAACAAGAGUACAGUCAUCCAGUUCAAAAAUGUUCUCCCGAGCCUCUGUGACGCGCGCGAUCCUUCUAAGCGUGCUGGCGUGCCGUACUGCAUCGCGGCGCCGCUGCGCCCGCCUACGAGACGCUGCUCGGCUUAUCCGACGCGGUGGCGCCGCGGCGGCGGGCGAAACGGGCGCAGUCAUGCCUCCUAUCGAUGAGGAAUACGACCUACUGCUGACGGAAGACUUCGGCGGCGGCGGCGGCGGCGGCGGCGCUGGUUUUCCUUCACACAACGGCGACGACGAGACGCUGCUAUAUCCAACACUCGCGUCGACGACGUCGAUGCCAAAAACGGAUACGAAAAAGGCCUUCUUCCUGUUAGGAUUGAUCGGUGCGGUGGCCGACCUCGACCGCCGCGCCUUCUUCGUGGUCGUGGCCGUCACCAACUUGUACGCGAUGCGGUUCCUCAAGGCGCACGUGCGCCCGGCCCUCACCAAGUGGAUGUGCUGCAACACGCGAUUCUCUGUGUGGAAAUCAAGAUCACGUCGAUGACGUUGGCGCCGGAAACUUGGGUUCCACACAGGCAACUCCUCGACAGCGGCAUCGCCCGCACGAUACGCACGGAGCGGACGAUCACGCGGCCCGAGGUCGACACGGUCUGGGACCUGCUAAAGAGCAAGAACAAGCCGACGACCACGGCGUCCGAGCGGGCCGACCCCUGCGAGAAAUGGCUCGACCAGUGCGGCCGCUAACUGUCCAAACGAUGUCCAAAGCCCCGCCUCCGGUCCCGAGGGCUCGAGGCGCGCAGGAAGUGUAAUGUAUACAUGUACAUCAAUAUGUACGCUCGUUCUGCAAACCCGUACCGCGCCCAUACUCAACUCAACUUUACUCAAGGCUCUCCUCGUAUGGUUCGCGGGGCGCGUGCGCAUACGGUGCUUACCGGUAGCACGGGCAGCGUGAGCACGGGCAGCGUGCGCCGGCCAGUUGUGUAGCAACAGAUGCACAAGCUCCAACUUAUCGCGGCCCUUGCCCAGGUUGUGGCUGCCCAGGUUGUGGCCACCCAGGCCGCACACAAACACAAGGUCACGAGGCACGCCGUCGCACGGGAGCUCACAGAUAGCUACGCCAUGGACGACGAUAGCAUUAGGACGGCAGUGGCUGCGUGGACCUCGGAUGCGGCGGCGGCCGAGGCGACGUACGGUCAUAUUUCUACAUGGGACACAUCGGGGGUGACGGACAUGUCGGAGUUGUUUUGCGCCGGGGACUAUUGUGACUACUACAACUCGGGGGCAGCGUCCUUCAACGAGAACAUCGGCGCGUGGGAUACCACCGAAGCCACGAGCAUGGCAGGGAUGUUCCGGGGCGCCUCAUCGUUUAACCAACCUCUUGGCGACUGGAGUUUUGACAAUAUCAUCGAUAUGCGCUCGAUGUUCUACGGCGCUUCGGCCUUCGACCAGGACCUCGGCUGGUGCGUUAUUCCCGACGAUGGCCAGUCGCCACCGGGUGGCAUUCUCAACGGCGCAUUCGAUGGCACCCUGUGCGAGUCGACGGCAUGCGGCAUCGUGGAGGACGGCUGCACGCGGGCGCCGACGACGUCCGCGCCGACCGGCUUCGUGACCCCGCCGUUCAACGUUGGCGGCAACACGACGAGCACCUGCAUCGCGGCUCCGGACGGAGCGCAACGAACGCCCGAUGGAUCCGGCAGCUGCGCGGCGGCGUGGCUCUACGAACGAGACCGUGAACCCUGGGUGCCUGGCGCCACGGCCUGCUUCGGCCGCGCGAACUUUGGCUGCCAGAAGUGCGAUGGCGAUGCGCAUCCCUGGUGCGAGGCCGUCGACGACUAUGGCAAUCAUACAGGCUGGCGCUAUUCAGAGCAUCAAUCAAACGUGCACCCGACUGACUUGUUGAUUUGUGCACAGGUGCUAUUGCUCCGACGAGGACACGGACGAAGAAAGUAAAGGUACGAUAGAUUUUUUGGAGAUCGACACGAUCGACACGACGCCCACGGACGAAGCGUGCAUCAUCCUGCAUCACCACUAUGGUAGCUCAUACGGUCCCAUUACUGGAGAUUAUACAUGCGCAACAAGCUGGAAGUAUACUGAAGCUAUCCACCAAGAGGUCUUUCACUAUGAUGAUGAUUUACAGACUUGGCAGACUUUGUACGGCUGCGGUCCGCGAACCCUGGACGGAUCUGUGUGGAACGGGGAUUUCUGGUGCGAUGCCGUGGACGCUAAUGGAGAGUACGUCGGUUGGUGUGAGUGCGAGCCGGCGCCGUCGCCGGCGCCGUCGUCCAGCACCUCGUACUCGCUGACGCCCGCGCCGGCGGCGGGCACCCUCGGCAGCGACGGCGCGCGCAAGACGACAAUUCACUACCUCGGCGCCGCGACGCUCCUCUUCCUGGCGUCCUGACUCUGAUCGCUCGAGUUUCACCCCCAAAAAAAGAAGGCUGUCCAUAGAGCCCCAAUUCGCGAUCGUUCAAGUUCCAUACCCAACUGUCCAUACUAAACCCUCUGUCGAUAAAUCCAUGUACAUGUAAA
Pelagomonas calceolata is the source of this 2691-nucleotide messenger RNA. The record is from the annotation of a GenBank genome assembly. Lineage: Eukaryota; Pelagophyceae; Pelagomonadales; Pelagomonadaceae.